CCAAGCUUCAGAAUCAUGUCUUUCUUCCUGACUCCAGUCUUGAUAGCAGUUAUCUGUGUCUUGAUUGGGUGGAUCUUUAAAAGUGAAAACAAGAAAGCAGACAAUGAAGCUAAAACCAAGUCAGAAUACCGGCCAUGGGUAGAUGAAGACUUAAAAGACAGCACAGAGCUCCACCAAAUAGAAGAAGAUGAGGAUGAGUUGGACGAAUCUGAAGAAAGCAUUGAACAUAUUCCAUUCUCCAGUGCACGCUAUCCAGAGAAUGAAAUGAUUAAGAGGUCUCAGGAAUUUUAUGAGCUUCUCAAUCAGAGGCGGUCUGUCAGGUUCAUAAGUAAUGAGCCAGUCCCAAGGCAGGUUAUUGACAAUGUCAUCAAAACAGCAGGAACAGCCCCAAGUGGGGCACACACAGAGCCCUGGUCCUUCGUGAUUGUGCAAGAUGAAGAAGUGAAACAUAGGAUCCGAAUGAUCAUUGAGGAGGAAGAGGAAGUAAAUUACAAGAAAAGAAUGGGAGACAAAUGGGUUAAUGACCUGAAGAAACUAAAAACUAACUGGAUCAAAGAAUACCUGGACAUGGCUCCUUUUCUGAUUCUCAUUUUCAAAAAAGUCUAUGGCAUAACUUCUAGUGGCAGAAGAAAGACUCAUUACUACAAUGAGAUCAGUGUUUCCAUUGCUUGUGGUUUCCUCCUUGCUGCCUUACAGAAUGCAGGUCUUGUGACUGUCACCACCACCCCUCUGAACUGUGGACCUCGUCUAAGGACACUGCUGGACCGCCCUGUCAAUGAAAAGUUGCUGAUGCUCCUCCCCGUUGGGUAUCCCAGUAAGGAUGCCACGGUUCCUGACUUAAAGCGAAAACCCCUGGAGGAGAUUAUGGUGGUUGUAUAGACUGGAAGUUUCUCCCUUGCCUCUCUUUUUUUCCUGUUUCUUUCCUUCUUCCAUUUACCCCAAGCUUAGCAGUCACUCAAUCUAGAUAUUGAUAGGCUUGUGUAGUACUUUGUUUCUCAGAGGUGACAGCCACAGGGUAUGAUCAAUGGUUCUAACAUCUCAAACACUUUGGAUCUGAUGCCUCCUGAGGCCAAUGGACAGUGUGAUGAGGUGAAGAGACAACAUUCUAAUUAAAUGCUAUUUGCUGUCACAUUUCACACCCCUACUGCCGAAUGGAAUUCAUGUCUGCCUUAAGAUUCCAUGUUUAUUUUAUGCAAUAAUUAAUAGUUUUGUUGGCUUGAGAAAAAGCAAAGAAUUACCAGAAAAUUCAAUGAGUUUCUAGGAAAUUUAGCUUUCAAAAUGAAAUAAAUUUAGACCAUACA
Molecule: messenger RNA, 1301 nt
Organism: Gracilinanus agilis (Agile Gracile Mouse Opossum)
Lineage: Eukaryota; Metazoa; Chordata; Mammalia; Didelphimorphia; Didelphidae
Gene: IYD
Product: iodotyrosine deiodinase
Exons: 6
Coding region: 16-879 (287 amino acids)
Biological process (GO): thyroid hormone metabolic process
Molecular function (GO): oxidoreductase activity
Source: RefSeq, a predicted model, not a curated record